AUGGAUAACUCUAUACCGCGCAAACGCCUCCAUGCACUCACAUCUUCUUUGAACCACUUUGGUGAUACCAUUGGAAAUGCAUUGGAGGAACAGGCUAAGGAAUAUAAGAAGGCUAGGACUGGGAACUAUGACUAUUCUCAGCAGAAAUCAGGUGGUAGAAAUUGCUCGGAGGGUCAGCAGAAGUUUUCGGCUCCAGCCCCUUCAUCAGCUAGUGUUCCAUCCUUCAAGAAGAGCGCCAGAACAGGUUGUAUGCUCUUUAAGCUCACCAGGAUCAGGAAGGUCCUCCUAAUGUCUUCACUGCGAAGUUAUCUGAGUGGAUUCACAGAAGAUAAAAGCAGUGAAAAUAUUCAGAAUUCAGUUUCAGUUGCGAUGGCAACUGCUGCUAAAGGGAAGCUUCUUCUACGAGAGCUAAAAAGUGUUAAAGAAUAUGUUCCUUUUGCAAAACAUAGAUGUUGUCAGCUUGAAGAAGAAAAAAAAAUCCUUCGGGAGUCUUGUUCAAAGCGAGACAAUCCUACAGAUGAUGACAUGAUACAACUUCAACUUGAGACACUAUUAGCAGAGAAGGGUCGUCUUGCACAUGAGUAUUCUGUGUACGCUCGUGAGAAUCACUUCUUAAGAGAGAUUGUGGAGUAUCACCAAUUACCUAUGCAAGUUGCUGUGUACCAGGAUGAAGGCAUUCAAGAAGUAACACAAGUGUCAAGGAUGCAUUCUACUUCCCCUCCAACACCUCACUAA
Solanum pennellii is the source of this 735-nucleotide messenger RNA. RefSeq lists its product as uncharacterized. The record is from RefSeq and is a predicted model, not a curated record. The transcript has 6 exons. NCBI's taxonomy places the organism in Eukaryota, Viridiplantae, Streptophyta, Magnoliopsida, Solanales, Solanaceae. Bases 1 to 735 code for a protein of 244 amino acids.